AGAAUAGCUAAGUGGGGAAUUUUCACUCUGUGCUUACCAGAGCACAUUGUCUAUCCUGUGCUGAGGACAGAGGCCGUGGGGACAGCCUGGAUCUACUGCCCACUUAAGAGAGAGGACAACUCAGACACAGCUGUGUAUGCUCCCAGCAGCAACAGAGGUUCAGGUCCCUCUGCAAGGACAGAAAGACAUGGUCUGGAAAUUGAAGCCACUUCUGCUUCUGGCCUGGGUAGCCACCAUGUGCAGUGCCCAGGACAGGACUGAUCUCCUCAAUGUCUGUAUGGAUGCCAAGCACCACAAGACAAAGCCAGGUCCUGAGGACAAGCUGCAUGACCAAUGCAGUCCCUGGAGGAAGAAUGCCUGCUGCACAGCCAACACUAGCCAGGAGCUGCACAAGGACACCUCCCGCCUGUACAACUUUAACUGGGAGCACUGUGGCAGGAUGAAGCCCGCAUGCAAGCGCCACUUCAUCCAGGACACCUGUCUCUAUGAGUGCUCACCCAACCUGGGGCCCUGGAUCCGGCAGGUGAAUCAGAGCUGGCGCAAAGAACGCUUCCUGGAUGUGCCCUUAUGCAAAGAGGACUGUCAGCGCUGGUGGGAGGAUUGUCACACCUCCCACACCUGCAAGAGCAAUUGGCACAGAGGAUGGGACUGGACCUCAGGAAUUAACAAGUGCCCAGCCGGGGCCCUCUGUCGCACCUUUGAGUCCUACUUCCCCACUCCAGCUGCCCUUUGUGAGGGCCUCUGGAGUCACUCGUACAAGGUCAGCAACUACAGCCGAGGGAGCGGCCGCUGCAUUCAGAUGUGGUUUGACUCCACCCAGGGCAACCCCAAUGAGGAGGUGGCGAGGUUCUAUGCUGCAGCCAUGAAUGUGAACGCUGGCGCCCUGCUUCAUGGGAUUGGGGGUCUCCUGCUCAGCCUGGCCCUGAUGCUGCAACUCUGGCUCCUUGGCUGAGUCCAGUCCUCCCAGACUACCUGCCCUCAGCUUGGAUAACCAGGCUGGGUACCAGCUCCCACAAAUGGCAGCAUCCUAAGCAUGCUUCCAUUCGUCACCCAACACUCUGUUACCUGCUCAGUUCCUGCUCCAUGGUGGGGCUUGGGGCUCUAGACUAACAUAUCCACGUCUGAGGAAUUAUUUUGGUUGUGAGUUUGUGGGUGGGUGGGAGACAGAUUCUAUAGCUUCUGGAUUCCUUCAGAUCAGAGCAACUAAACCUGUAUUUUAACCCCAGCUCUGCUACUUGCUUUGUGAAAGUGAAACAGUUGCUUCACUGCUCUAAACCUUUGUUUCCUCCUGAAUAUAAAAAAGGAUAAUAGUCUUGCCCUCA
Cebus imitator (Panamanian white-faced capuchin) is the source of this 1322-nucleotide messenger RNA. RefSeq names its product folate receptor beta (gene FOLR2). The transcript is spliced from 5 exons. Lineage: Eukaryota; Metazoa; Chordata; Mammalia; Primates; Cebidae. Gene Ontology annotation, biological process: cell adhesion; sperm-egg recognition; fusion of sperm to egg plasma membrane involved in single fertilization. Gene Ontology annotation, molecular function: signaling receptor activity. Bases 137 to 952 code for a protein of 271 amino acids. The record is from RefSeq and is a predicted model, not a curated record. Gene Ontology annotation, cellular component: external side of plasma membrane.